Alternaria incomplexa is the source of this 591-nucleotide messenger RNA. RefSeq lists its product as uncharacterized. Bases 1 to 591 code for a protein of 196 amino acids. The record is from RefSeq and is a predicted model, not a curated record. The transcript has 2 exons. Gene Ontology annotation, cellular component: membrane. NCBI's taxonomy places the organism in Eukaryota, Fungi, Ascomycota, Dothideomycetes, Pleosporales, Pleosporaceae.
AUGGACGCCUUCGGUCAAGAGACUGGAAAGCACGUCGGUCACGUCACGCACGAGACCUGGAAACACCUCGACGCUUUCGGACAAGACGUAGGACCAAAGGUCGGCCCUGCUCUGGAGGAAGCCUGGAAGCAUGCGGAUGCUUUUGGUCAAGAGGCUGGAAAGCAUGUUGGCAUCGCGGCAGAACACACCAAGCAAUGGAUUGAGGAGCAUCCGGGAGAGACCGCUGGUAUGAUCGCCUGUGUCGUCGCUGCUCCUCUCGGUAUCGGGGUUGCGCACGGCGUCCUACGUAUGGUGGGUUUCACGGCCAAGGGAAUUGCUGUUGGAUCUGCCGCUGCUGCAGCUCAAUCUGAUAUCGGAAACGUUGCAGCUGGAAGCGCUUUUGCGGUUCUCCAAAGCGCAGCAGCGGGCGGCAGUGGUGCUAUACUCGUCAACGGCGUCGCCGCGGGCACAGUCACCGCGGUUGCUAUCGCUGCUACGGCUCCUGGACUCAUCAAAGCUAUACAGGAAGGCAAGAACGAAGUCACUGUCGAUGGUAUCACGUACGAGAUCGAGGACAAAGGAGAGGUAGAGUCCUCGCCACCAGAUCAGUAG